Molecule: messenger RNA, 450 nt
Organism: Glossina fuscipes
Lineage: Eukaryota; Metazoa; Arthropoda; Insecta; Diptera; Glossinidae
Exons: 3
Coding region: 1-450 (149 amino acids)
Source: RefSeq, a predicted model, not a curated record
AUGCUUGUGUUAAGCAAGAUUGACUAUGCUUUGAUAAUUUAUGGCAAUAGCUGCAAAUAUAAUAUCAACAUCCUUAAACCGGUCUAUCACCAAGCCGUUAGAGCAAGUUGUUAUGCUUUUCGGACGACGCCCAUAAAUAAUAUUAUAAUUGAAACUGGUCUCCCAACUUUAGAAAAUAGACUGUAUGAGUUAAAAGCUAAAAUAGUCCCUAAGAAGUAUGCUGCUUCUGCUCCUCUAAUUAUGGAUGAUGUCAUGGAAAAGUUGUGGCUUCAUAACGAUUCUGAUGUGGAAAAAAUAGGCAAAAUAGAUGCUGGUAUCGAUGAUAAGAAUGAAGAUGAUGAUGAUUUGGACGUUAAACACGACGAUAAUAGUAGUGUUGUAUUUACGUUAUCUUGUUGUUUGUCAUUACUGCGCGGAGCGUCCCUGUUUCUAGACGUAAUCGUACCUUAA